Sceloporus undulatus (fence lizard) is the source of this 3060-nucleotide messenger RNA. It is a transcript of the gene STS, whose product is annotated as steroid sulfatase. NCBI's taxonomy places the organism in Eukaryota, Metazoa, Chordata, Lepidosauria, Squamata, Phrynosomatidae. The record is from RefSeq and is a predicted model, not a curated record. The transcript is spliced from 10 exons. Bases 218 to 1942 code for a protein of 574 amino acids. Gene Ontology annotation, molecular function: arylsulfatase activity.
GCACCCAGCAGCAGCAGCAGCAGCAGCAACGAGAACAGCGGCACGCGCACGCGUCCCCUGCAAAGAAGGGCUCGCGCCACCGUCUCGCGCGCAGCUGACAAGAGGACAAAGGAAGGGAGGGUGCUUGCGUGCGCGCGCUCGCGCUACCCACCCAGGAGCAGGCCGUCCAUGUCGAAGAUGAGGUCUCUUUAAAAGAAUUUUAAUUUAAAACAGCAGAAUGAUGAUCCUUUUAUAUUUGAUGUUUUGUCUAUGGUCAACAAGUAUUGCUACAAACAAAAGGAUUUCAAAGCCCAACAUUGUUCUAUUCAUGGCUGAUGACCUUGGCAUUGGAGACUUGGGAUGCUAUGGAAACACAACUCUAAGAACUCCCAAUAUUGACAUAUUAGCUAAAAGAGGAAUAAAGCUGACUCAACACAUAGCUGCCUCACCACUCUGCACACCUAGCAGGGCAGCUUUCUUGACAGGCCGGUAUCCUGUCAGAUCAGGAAUGGCUAGCUUGCAUCAUGUUGGAGUGUUCUUAUUUUCUGCUUCUUCUGGUGGACUGCCUACUGAAGAAAUAACAUUUGCAAGACUUCUCCAGCAAGAGGGUUAUACCACAGCUCUUAUAGGCAAAUGGCAUCUUGGGAUAAACUGCCACAGCAAUGAUGACUACUGCCACCACCCAUUAAAUCAUGGAUUUAAUUAUUUCUAUGGGUUCCCUGUGAACAAUAUCAGAGACUGCAAACCUGAACAUGGAAGUGUUUUUCAAAGAGGAAUUAAAAUGUACAGUCCUACAAUACUACAGAUCACUGGGCUUGCUUUAAUCUCUCUGGGAGUUUUGCAUUAUCUUGGUCUCCUCAGAAUUUCUCACAGAGUGCUUGGCUUCUUCAUCUUAAUGGCUGCAGUGUUAAUUGGAAUCUUGCUGUUCUUCUUUUAUAACUUUCGAUAUCUGAAUUGCUUCUUGAUGAGAAAUUAUAGUAUUAUCCAGCAACCCUGGAGCUACAAGAACCUCACUCAAAGAUUUACAGAAGAAGCCAAAAGAUUUAUAAGAAGGAACACUGAUGCACCGUUUCUUCUUUUCCUUUCUUACCCUCAGGUGCACACAGCUCUAUUUGCAUCCCAGCUUUUCAGAGGAAAGAGCAAACAUGGCUUAUAUGGGGAUGCUGUGGAAGAGAUGGACUGGAGUAUAGGGCAAAUCCUUCAGACAUUAGAUCAACUGAACCUAAGUAUGCAGACACUUGUGUAUUUCACAUCUGAUCAUGGGGCGCACGUUGAAGAAAUUUCAGACAAUGGAGAUAUCCACGGUGGCUCUAAUGGAAUAUAUAAGGGUGGAAAAGCUACAAAUUGGGAAGGAGGGAUUCGAGUUCCUGGUCUGCUCUAUUGGCCUGGAGUGUUAAAUCCUGAUAUAAGUAUUGAUGAACCAACAAGUAAUAUGGAUGUAUUCCCCACCAUAGUUAAACUUGCUGGGGCACAACUACCUCACGACAGAAUUAUUGAUGGACGUGAUCUGAUGCCCUUGCUUCAAGGCAUAGCUGUCUUCUCAAAGCAUGAGUUUCUCUUCCAUUACUGUAAUGCAUAUUUAAAUGCAGUGCGCUGGCAUCCAAGAAACAGUAAAUCUAUUUGGAAAGCAUUUUUCUUCACUCCCAAAUUCAGCCCCGAAGGUGCCAAUGGCUGCUUUGAGUCUCAUGUGUGCUUUUGUCAUGGAAAUUUUGUCACCUACCAUGAUCCACCAUUACUUUUUGAUCUCUCCAAGGACCCAGAAGAAAAACAUCCACUAACACCCGAAACAGAGAGUGACUUCUAUGAAAUCCUCCAUACCAUUCAACAAGCAAUGAGUGACCACACCCAAUCACUGAUGGCUGUUCCCAACCAACUUUCACUGGGAAAUAUUAUGUGGAAACCUUGGCUUCAACCAUGUUGCUCUUCCUUCCUCAAGUUCUGCUAUUGCAACCAUGAACCAUGAAGAAGAAAUAAAGAUUUGUCUGCAGAAUGACAUCAGUAAUGUACAUUCACCCACAUGCUUUAGGGUUAAACAAAACAGCAAGAGAAAAAUGGUACAGCGCGCCCUUGUUUUAUGUGGGGGAUCCGUUCCUGACCCCCUCCCCGUGUAAAACAAAAAGUGCGUAUGCUCAAGCCCCAUUACAAGUAAUGGGGCUUGUGCUUGCGGUGGUGCCACGGGUGUGCGCACCAUUGUUUCUUUCGGUACACAGCACCGGAAGAAGCAGCGUAUAAUGCACCCACGUAUGACGCAGGCACACUGUAUCCAUUUUAGAAAAGUUUGACAAAGCCCAUUAUGAUGAAAUGGCCUUCCUGAACAUCUAUACCUCACUUGCUCAAGUGACAACUAUAAGAUAAGGAUACAAGGAGUGUCAGCAAAUCUCUCUUUGCUCCCAUCAACAGAUUAUGAAAGUGACAAGACAGUUUCACUCUUUUCAUAGAAGAGCUAAUGGAAGUGUAUACAUUUUAGGAGAAAAGCAUUGCUUACUGGGAAAUCAAAAGGCAAUAGUGUUUGUCUCCAUCCUUGUGGGGGCUUCCACCUCCCACCUCCAUAAAGCAUCUAAAAUUAACUACAUGAUAACUGUUGGAGGAGAAGUAGCAGUUCCUCAUACUAGAAAAAUGCACCUCAGAGUUAUUAUCACUUAGGGAAUUGGAAAACAGGUAUCCCAUUUCACACAGAGUAUUUAGCCAAUUCACUUCUCUGAUUGAUCCAGAAAAUAGAAACAACCGUUUCAAAAGUUACUUUUAAAAACAAUUACAUUCCAAGUCCAAAAAAUUGUUAUUUACCAUUAUAGUUACUGUUUUAAAAGCAACUUUAUUUUUGUUAUUCAACAGUAAUUAGAACUGUUCAUUUAAAUAAGUUUUAAAAAUAUUCUAUUAACAUAUAUUUUUAAUAAUAUAAAACAACAUAUAUGAUUUCUAAGAAUUUUUAAGUAUCAGCAGAAUGCUCAAAACUUAUGGCCUAUAUUACAGUCUGAGUCUCUCUUCUCCAAAAUGCUUGAGAUCAGAAGUGUUUUGGAUUUUGAAAUACCUGUAUUUGCAUAUACAUACAUAAUGAGAUACCUUGGGGAUAAUAUCCAAGUC